Messenger RNA from Leptosia nina, 3459 nucleotides. The record is from the annotation of a GenBank genome assembly. Lineage: Eukaryota; Metazoa; Arthropoda; Insecta; Lepidoptera; Pieridae.
AUGAGCACUGGCGCGCUGCGGACCGCCGCGGGCGACUCGACGCCCGGUUCCGACGGCGAUCGCAUCACCAGCCUCUUUCCCAAGUGCAGGCCGAAGAGCAUGCAGCAUCACCAAGAUAGAUUAAACACUGCCAUUGAAGGACGGGAGAUGAAUAACAUGAACAACGUGUCCUCGGAUGACGAGAGGGAGAAUGACGCACAAGUCAUACUCGGUUCCAAGGGAGCUUAUAAGCUUAGGGAUUCUAGGAUAAUAGAAAUAGCGGGCGGCAGAGAAUUGUACUCUCAAAGUAGAACAAAAGCUGUACGGAAAUUACGUCACAAUAACACACAUAAGCACAACCUGAGAAACAAAAUACGAUCAAUCACUAAGGAAACCGUCGACUAUGCCGGGGAUUCAAUCACCAAUGAGAUAUCGUUGCAUAGGAUAAACCUUGAGCCGAAGAAAAUGAUUUCAAGACACACAUCGCCUUCGUACACAAAUGGCGAUAGGGAUAGAAUUAUCGAGCAAACGAUGGGCAUACCGAAAAACAGUUCUCCUAUUCUGGACCCGCAUAAAAUUGCAGAUAUCAGCGCUAAAAGCAGCCCCAUAGCGGUGGUAGCUGACGGUGAAGUUGUGGUCUUUGAAGACAAUGAUGACUGGAAAGGUAUGAGGAUGGUCCCGGACGCUAGUGAUGAGGAAAUCGAUAUCAGUGUAAAGAGAACUUUAGACAACUUGAAAAAUGGUGACAGUGAAAUGAACAAUAAGAGUGAAAUGAGUGAGAGUGAAUCGAGCCCUUCCCGAGACGACGUCAGACUGAGCGAUGCGAGUCCGACGGGGGUGUGGUUGUCUGAUGAUGAUAAAAACAGAGUGACUCGAGUUAUAGGAGAACUGCCAAUAGCGGAGUACGAGGGUUCGCCGCGGCGUUACGGUAUUGGACAGCAGAAGAGCCAAGUGAGAUCACCAAGACCUGGAUUUCCCCAGCGAAUAAUAACAGAAAGCAGGGACGACACUCCGCCGCCCAGUUCAACGGCGUUCGACUAUCUAUACGAGUUCUCGGAAACGAGGAAAGUUCUCGAAGAGUUCUUUAAAUGUCCUCCACAGCAGAACGCUAAUGAUGAAAUUGUUAACUUUCAAGAAUUAGACUACGAACUUCGCCGUCACACUCAAGAAUGUCCCUCCGAGAACGGGAUAGACGGAAGCGAGAGCGAAUGGCCUUUGGCGGACACAUUACAUUCGCCGCAUACCGCGCACAAUCACACCAACUUCCUUGGCCUACAGCAACAACGCGCCCGCUACGGUGCGCCCGACAUGUCAGCUCUACGUGCUGGUCACUCUACCGUGAUGGAUGACGCGGGCGUCGAAGAAGACGAGCCUGACGUGGACGGAAGCGUAUGCGCAUCGCCAGCUGUACGACCAGCGCAUGCGCUUGCCCUUUCAUCGGCUGCUAGCGACACACCCAGCGAUCUCUCGCUCGCUAUCAUGGAGAAUGAGCUGUCAGAAAUGAAAGUACAAAUGGAGCUGAAUAGAGUAGUUGGUGCUCACAUGCCUGUCGUAGAAGACGGGCUAUCGUCAGGCCACGUGUCUGACAGUGACAAUAAUAAUCAGAUCAUCUCAAUGCCGGCACACUCUCCAAUGAAAAUAGAAGAGAUCGUAGAUAGUGGAACCAAUACUGACCCACAUCUUUUAUCUGAUGCAGACUUGCAUUCGCUCGAUCCAUUAGCUUGCAGUUCCGCGCCUCCCCCGCCUGCACCAGCCCCACACCGCCCGUUGGAGCAUGGUCCGCACCAGCCCCACACACCACAUCACCACCACAUGCCGCAUACGCAGCAUCACGACGAUGUCUAUGCCAGAAAACGGCCGACAUCAGCUCAGAGCAAUGAUUCUGUAGAAAUUAAAGCAGUGAGUGGCGAUGAAGACGAAGCUGACACUGAUCUUGAGACCGACAGACUCUUGGGACAGCAACGAACUGACGAUCAAGGAUUCUUUGAUGAUAAAAUAAUGCCUCUAUUCGUGAGAAUACAACCGAAGAUUGUGUGCAAUUGUGACUCCGAGGUAAAUGAUAAAACUGAUUUUCCUGUCGGAAAUAAUGGUGUCAUAAUUAGAGAAGGUACACGUAAAGAAAUAACGCAGAAUAUAGAUAUGGCAAACGAUAAUAUUAGUGAUAAUGAAACGAAAUCACUUGCUCCUGCUAAAGAAACGUCAGAAGAAGAGGGCUGGCGCAAACCCAAGUCUAGGACGGUGAUGCCAUCAGUAGGUUCUGCGGGAACGAAUAGGGAAGCGCACCCACACGACAGUACUGAUCAUCGGGAUGAUGACGCCCUGCACAACGGAAAGGACAAAGAUGCCAAGAAGAAAAGCAAAAACAAAGAAGAUCUCGCUUCAGUGCUGAUAGAAGGUGUGCUAUUUCGCGCACGAUAUUUGGGUUCAACACAGCUGGCGUGCGAAGGACAGCCCACGAAAGCCACUAGGAUGCUGCAGGCCGAAGAAGCUGUUUCACGGAUUAAGGCACCAGAAGGAGAAAAUCAACCAAGCACCGAAGUGGACUUGUUCAUUUCAACGGAAAAGAUAAUGGUUCUAAACACAGAAUUAAAAGAGAUAAUGAUGGAUCACGCCCUAAGAACGAUCUCUUACAUUGCGGAUAUUGGGGACUUAGUGGUUUUGAUGGCAAGAAGGAGGUUCGUGCCCCACGAAAGUGAUUCAGACCAACCUAAACUGAAUCGUACGCCCAAGAUGAUAUGUCAUGUUUUUGAAAGUGAAGAGGCACAGUUCAUAGCCCAGUCAAUCGGGCAAGCAUUCCAGGUGGCUUAUAUGGAAUUCCUGAAAGCCAACGGUAUCGAAGAUCAUAGUUUUGUCAAAGAAAUGGAUUACCAGGAAGUGUUGAACAGUCAGGAAAUAUUUGGUGAUGAGUUGCAAAUGUUUGCUAAGAAGAAAGAGGUGGUGGUGCCGAAGACGAAAGGUGAGAUUCUCGGCGUGGUCGUGGUGGAGUCCGGAUGGGGUUCAAUGCUGCCGACUGUCGUGAUUGCAAACCUAGCACCAGCUGGUGCCGCCGCUAGAUGUGGUCAACUCAACAUUGGUGAUCAAAUAAUUGCAAUUAACGGGGUAAGCUUAGUCGGUCUACCGUUGUCAACUUGUCAAACGUAUAUCAAGAAUUCAAAGAAUCAGACGGUAGUUAAACUGACAGUGGUGCCCUGUGCGCCAGUUGUGGAGGUGAAGAUCAAACGGCCGGAUACUAAAUACCAAUUGGGAUUCAGUGUGCAAAAUGGGGUGAUAUGCAGUUUGCUACGCGGUGGUAUAGCGGAGAGAGGUGGGGUACGCGUGGGGCAUCGGAUUAUAGAGAUCAAUUCUCAGAGCGUUGUGGCUGUACCGCACGAACGUAUCGUCAACUUACUAGCGACCUCUGUUGGUGAGAUAUUAAUGAAAACGAUGCCAACAUCCAUGUUCCGGUUGCUGACGGGGCAAGAGAACCCAGUAUUCAUCUGA